Molecule: messenger RNA, 3226 nt
Organism: Hypanus sabinus (Atlantic stingray)
Lineage: Eukaryota; Metazoa; Chordata; Chondrichthyes; Myliobatiformes; Dasyatidae
Gene: pnisr
Product: PNN-interacting serine/arginine-rich protein
Exons: 12
Coding region: 261-2708 (815 amino acids)
Cellular component (GO): presynaptic active zone; nuclear speck
Molecular function (GO): RNA binding
Source: RefSeq, a predicted model, not a curated record
ACUGGGUUUUGCUUCCGGGUCGGCGGUGCCGGCGCCAUAUUGAUCGGUCCGGAGCGCGGAUUCGGAGCGGCCGCCGAGGGUGGUGAGUGAAAAACCGGAGCCGAUCCCGCGACGCAGCGCGCUCUCCUUUUCCCCCUUUUCAGGGGAGGAUAUGUUCUCAGCUUUAUGGAGUUUCUCAUCCAUUGAGGUAGAGUGGAAACACUACAACCUUUUAUUUUUCUGUUGGUAACUUUGAAACAUUUAUUGUUGAACCUUUGAGGAUGUGGGACCAAGGUAGUCAACCUUGGCAGCAGUGGCCUUUAAGCCAGCAACAGUGGAUGCAGUCAUUUCAGCAGCAACAAGAUCCAAGUCAGAUUGACUGGGCGGCAUUAGCACAAGCCUGGAUUGCUCAGAGAGAGGCCUCCGAGGAAUCUGCAGCACCACAACAGCCAGUUAUAAUACCCAAUGGACAGGCAGUACAUGGUAUUGAAAAUAGUCAAGAGAAUCAUGGAAGCUUUCCAGGAGAUCCAAAUUUCAACAGAAUGUGGGAACAGGACUGGGGAAUGCAACAUCAUCGACCACCUCCCCCACCACCAGACCAGCAGUGGAUACCGACCCCAGCUCCCAUGGACAUAGUCCCUCCAUCAGAGGACAAUAGCCAGGACAGUGGUGAGUUUGCUCCAGACUCUAGGCGUAUGUUCAAUCAAGUCAAUAACAACAAUUUUGGAGGAGCACCAGAAAACUUUGGAAUGGGAUCUGUGCCCGUCAGCCAGUUUGAUUAUCAGCACGGUGCAGCUUUUGGGCCCCCAGGAGGGUUUCAUCCACCUUACUGGCAACCUGGGCCACCACCAAACCGUAGAGACAGGCCAGCUUACAGAGAUCGUCCACGGUCACCUGUAACGGUAAAACAAGACCCUCCUGCACUUGAUGCUGUGAAACGCAGAACACUGCCAGCUUGGAUUCGCGAGGGUCUGGAGAAGAUGGAGCGGGAGAAGCAGAAAAAGCUUGAGAAAGAACGAUUAGAAAAAGAGCGGGCUCAGUCAUCAAAACACAAAAAAGACACUGAAGAUGUGCCUGGAGAAGCUGAUGGACCAAGGUUGCCUCACAAAAGUAAAUUUGACAGUGAUGAUGAAGAGGAAUACGAAACGACUGAAACAAAAAGCAGUGACAAACAAAGCAGGAGUCCUUCACCUGUAGCCCAGGAAGAACAGAGCGAACCUGAAAUGACUGAAGAAGAAAAGGAAUUUCAGAUGAUGAUAAUGAUGAAGAUGCUGCUUACAGAGGUACUUUUGGAAGUAACAAAUGAAGAGAUAUAUUAUGUUGCCAGAGAAGCCCAUCGUAAAGCCACGAAAGCUCCUGCAAAACAGCUGGCGCAGUCCAGUGCACUGGCUUCUCUAACUGGACUUGGUGGACUGGGCGGGUAUGGAUCUGACAGUGAAGAUGAGAGAAGUGAGAGAGCCUCUGAAUCCUCAGAUACAGAUGACGAAGAAUUGCACCGUAGAAUCAGACAAAAACAAGAUGCCUUCAGACGCAAAGAAAGGGAACUACAGCUGUUGCUACAACAGCAGCAGGAGAAACAAAUGGAAGAUACAAAGCAUCAUCAGGAGGGCAAAGUUUUCAGGGAGGUGGAUUCUAAAGAACAGAGCAAAGAACAUGGUGGUGCAGUAAAGCAGGAAGGGAAGGAAAGAGAUUGUGAGACAAUUCCUGAAAAGAAAAGAACUCACAGUGAAACCGAGCCCAGCUCAGAAGUGGGCAAAGGUUUUAGUGAGAAAGGUUUGAAGGAAAAGGUCCCCAGAAACCGAAGUUCAUCAAGUAGUAGUAGUGUGAGUAGCAGCAGCAGUGGCAGUGGCAGUAGCAGCAGCAGCAGGUCCAGAAGCUCGAGCUCCAGUGCCAGCACAGAGAGCAGCAGUAGCUCAAAUUAUUCCCUUUCACCUAAAAGAAAGAAAAAGUGGAGCCACAGCAGGUCCCCGUCCCAUAAAAGCAGGCGCCGGAGCAGGAGUCGGAGUUACAGGAGGGAGAGGAGCAGGAGCCACGGGCAGCCUAGGAGGAGCAGUUGGGAGAAAGAGCGGCAUAGGCACCGCAGUGUGUCCCGCAGCAGAAGGAGCAGAGAAAGGCACAGGAGCAGGAGCAAAAGCGAUGCGAAGCGUGUCAGCCGCAGCAGGAGCAAAGAAAGACGCAGGAGUCCCGAAAGGCGCAGGAGCCGUAGUGGAGGCAGAGUGAAGCAGAGGGGCAGCAGUAAAGACAGGGACAGGAAAAAAGUCAGGAGUGGGAGUGCAGAGAGGGUUAAGAAGAGAGAGGAGAAGAAAAGGGAUAGGGAAAAGGAACAGGACAGAAAGAAAGAAAAACAGAAGAGUAAGGAUAAGCAGAAAGAAGAUAAUGACGGCCGCAAGUCGAGCAGUCAGGAUGAGAAUAAGCUGAAGCGCAAGAGGGAAUCAGAGCGGAUGUACCCGGGAGGUAUGGGCAGUAAACUUCCGCAGCAGUACUCUAGGCAGGAUAGCAAAUCCAGCAAGAGGGGAUCUGCAAAGGAUGUCAAAAAGCACUCAGACACAGAAUCUAGUGCAAGGAGCAGCUCUCGUUCUCCAGAUAGCAGGGAGAAGAAGGCAAAGAAAUCAAAACGCAGUCGCUCAAGAUCAGUGGAAAAACCUCAAAGGUCUGGUAAGAAGGCAAGCCGCAAACACAAGUCUAAAUCACGAUCAAGGUCGCGAACACCCCAUAAUCGUAAGCAUUAAGGGGGAAAGCUGCGGCACCCUUGCUGUGAUCAGAAAUUCCAUGAGUUUUGGAGGAUUGUCUCAUUAUAGAGGCAUAUAUGACAACUGUGUAGGUGUUUAUAUGUAUAUAGGUGUAAAUUUUUUCCAAGUGCUGUCUAUAGAUCAGUACUUGUUUAGGGUUUUAUUUGUAUUGCAUUCUUCAGAGAUUAUUCACACUGUAAACAGUUUGCUUUCAGUUGUAACAUUUUAAUAUAAUCUGUAGUCGGCUGUCAAUAAACUUUUCAGGUUGGUUUUGUUAAAACAUUUCCCACUGUUUACUGCUGAUGUUAAUGGCGUUUUAAAAGGUAUGUGGAUCAAAAUCUGAAAGAGAUUGAAUGAAGAGCACUUGAACGCAAAGCCGUAAUGUCCAUUGUAAGGCUACACAAAAACAAAAGAGUCAUCUAGAUUCUGAGACCAGGUUGCAGUCUUUAAUUAAUUCCCACCUGUAAUCUGUGCAUAUGUUUAAAGCUGUAUAUUAAAUUCCUUCAAAUUUUCUCUGG